AUGUCAAUAUCACAAGGAUUUAUAAAAACUGUUAUGGUAUUAUUAGAAAGUACUAGUGGUUCAGGACAUUGUAUAGUUGGUUUUCGACCACGUCUAGCUACUAAUCGUAAAGAGAAAAUAGCAUUUGAUCCACUUGUUCAACAAAAUGUUUUAUAUCGUGAAUUACGCAAAAUACGUUCAUUGAAAAAAGCAGGAAGCUAA
This is a messenger RNA of Schistosoma curassoni, 201 nucleotides long. Lineage: Eukaryota; Metazoa; Platyhelminthes; Trematoda; Strigeidida; Schistosomatidae. The record is from the annotation of a GenBank genome assembly.